AUGUCUGGAAAGGGUAAAGGUGGUGCUGAAGGUAGUGCUGAUUUCUACAGUUCUUGCCAAAUAGACUCUGAGUUUCGCUACAGCCUCUUCACUGUUUUCUACAGCAUCAUCUUCAUUCUGGGCUUUGUUGCCAACUGCUAUGUGCUCUGGGUUUUCUGCCGUAUAUACCCCACCAAGAAACUCAACGAAAUCAAGAUUUUUAUGGUGAACCUGACAGUAGCUGACCUGCUCUUCCUGGUUACGAUGCCAAUGUGGAUUGUUUACUAUCACCACCAUGGAGACUGGAUCAUGCCCAACUUCCUCUGUAAUGUGGCUGGCUGGUUAUUUUUUGUUAACACCUACUCUUCUGUUGCCUUUCUAAUGGUCAUCACAUACAACCGUUACCAAGCUGUGACUAAUCCCAUCAAGGCUGCCCAGUUCACCACCCAGAGGAGGGGGAUCUACUUGUCCGCAGCCAUCUGGAUCAUAAUAGUGGGCAGCAGUCUGUAUUACCUUUUUGAUAAUAAUACCAAUCGGGAGGAGAUCGGUUCGAAGAAUUUCACGCGGUGCUUUGAGCACUACGACACUUCUAGCAACGUUUCAGCUGUUCUCGCCAUUCAUGUCAUCAUCUGCAUCCUCUUCUAUAUCAUUUUCCUUUUUAUACUAGUCUGGAACAUCGUCAUUAUCAGGACCUUGUUCUCCAAAGCAGCGCAGCAACGCAAGAGUGCUCAUGUCAAGCAAAGGGCGCUCUGGAUGGUUUGCGCGGUGCUGGCUGUGUUCAUCAUAAGCUUUGUACCUCAUCACAUAGUGCACCUGCCCUGGACCCUCACUGUUCUGGAGCAGUGGAAGAAGGAGGACUGCCAGUUGCGCCAACGACUCAACGAUGCUCACCAGGUGACCCUGUGCCUCUUGAGUAUGAACUGUAUGUUGGACCCUGUCAUCUACUGCUUCCUCACCAAAAAGUUCCAGAGGCAUCUUUCAGAAAACCUGAAAAGCAUGAAAGGGAGUCGCAAGUGCUCCAGGCAAACCACAGACACAGUGAUCGAGGGAGUCCUUCACCAAGAGGACGCCAUCAAGACCUAG
Molecule: messenger RNA, 1062 nt
Organism: Apaloderma vittatum (bar-tailed trogon)
Lineage: Eukaryota; Metazoa; Chordata; Aves; Trogoniformes; Trogonidae
Gene: PTAFR
Product: platelet-activating factor receptor
Exons: 1
Coding region: 1-1062 (353 amino acids)
Biological process (GO): G protein-coupled receptor signaling pathway; chemotaxis
Cellular component (GO): membrane
Molecular function (GO): platelet activating factor receptor activity; G protein-coupled purinergic nucleotide receptor activity
Source: RefSeq, a predicted model, not a curated record